AUGGCUCGAUUAGUAAAUAAUUUUACAGUCUCUUGUAGAGAAAUAAUAAAUAAUGGAUUGGUUAAGGUGGAUUAUAUUUCAACACGACCAGAAAAUUGUAACUGCGAUUUUAGAAUAAAUCUUUUUUAUUGCAAAGGUGAACAAAUCUAUCGUAUAGCAACGUGGAUAUUACUGAUUUAUUCAAUUAUACUUGGAUGCGUUUCUAUGUAUAUAUUAUAUUAUCGAAUUUGUAAAGUUGGACAAUCCAUAUUUUUUCAACCUUCGAAACGUAGGGGCAUUCUUCGACCACGUCCACAAGAAACCUUUCACCUGAUCUGUUGUACAUAUAAUACAUUACAAGCAACUCACCAUUUAAUUAAGUUAUUCGAUGGAUAUAGCAAUACAUUAUGGGCCGAACUUUAUCUCGACAUAACUAAGCUAGUUUCUUAUGCACUUGCAACACUUUACCCAAUAAGCAUAAUUUAUUCAACGCCAACUGUUGAUCUAACAACCAUGCGAUGGACACCAAAUAAAUACUUGAUAGAUAUUGUAGGAUUUUCAUUAAUGAUCUUCCCCUUCAUCAUUAAUAUACCAAUCGCAUUCUACACCGGAUAUUACGCCGACAACAACGAUAUUAAAAUGGCUGAUUACUUUUUUAAACUUCAUUACAUAAUGUGGAGCUUUUGGUGUUCCGUUUUAUUAGGCAUAUUAUUGAUAUUUUGGUAUAAAUUGAUCAACAUUCUAAACAAGCAUAUGAAAUUGAUAAACAAUCGAAGGAAUAGAACGAACAUUGAAGACAUAUGGAAAUUAAAAAAGCUAAAAAGAGUCGUUAGAAACCUGACUAUAGUUGUAUUUUCUUUUGGGUCCAUAUUCUUGCUUCAUUUUAUAUUUGAUUUAUUAAGGGCUUUAUGUUAUAAAUCGUUUACGGUUCAUAAUUUUGAAUUAAAUGUAGGCUCGAUGUUAUUUGCGUAUUAUGUAAUUCCAAUUUCGCUUAACAUUGCUCAAUUCACUAUGAUAUAUCACAUGUUACGAACAACGCAGGAAUCUCAAAAUAUCGCCACGCCUUUAAGAGUUUUCCGUAAAUCCGGAACACCUGAUAGUUCCACCGUCGAGUCAAGUCAGGUGUUGCAUAGUUCCAACGAUAACAUCACUUCUAACUCAAUAGUGAAUAAUGAAUGUCAUUUAUGCGAUCAAGUUAAUGAAUCAGACAAACAAUUAUUUAGAUAUGAAGAUUAUUCAAAUAAUUCAAGAUUUAGCAAUAAAUAUUCAAUAAAUUCAAUAACAAUUUUCGGACAAAGUUCAGUGUCUUUAGGUGAUAUGCAUUCGUCUUCCGAAAUUUAUAUUACAAGCGAUGUAUUUAAUCAAAGAGAUCUAAUUAAUUCUAACGAGGAAAGCAAUAUUGAUGAAAGAAAACCUAACAUGGAUGAUGACGAUCCUUGUUAUACAUAUAAUCAUGAUAGAAAAGAAUGGCUAGCCGAAAAACCUAAAAGGGUUCCUUUGAAAAGAUGA
Messenger RNA from Funneliformis mosseae, 1488 nucleotides. NCBI's taxonomy places the organism in Eukaryota, Fungi, Glomeromycota, Glomeromycetes, Glomerales, Glomeraceae. The record is from the annotation of a GenBank genome assembly.